Messenger RNA from Erigeron canadensis, 1794 nucleotides. RefSeq names its product endoglucanase 11. Gene Ontology annotation, biological process: carbohydrate metabolic process. Bases 142 to 1689 code for a protein of 515 amino acids. The record is from RefSeq and is a predicted model, not a curated record. The transcript is spliced from 5 exons. Gene Ontology annotation, molecular function: hydrolase activity, hydrolyzing O-glycosyl compounds. Lineage: Eukaryota; Viridiplantae; Streptophyta; Magnoliopsida; Asterales; Asteraceae.
AUUCCCUCUAAAUUCCCCCUCUCACACUCCUUUCUUCACUCCUAAAUUCUUUUUUAGGAGUGAAGUCUCUCCACAUUUCACUUCUCCCUACUUCCCAUUUUCAAACAUAACCGAAAUUUUUUAAAACAAACUCACAUAAAAAUGGAGAAGAAACAGACAGCAUUAUUAGUAUCAAUAGCAAACAUUUUCUGCUUUAUUAUAUCUUUCUUCUCCAUUUUCCCAUUUUCAAUUUCCGCACCAUCACAUAACUAUUCUGAUGCCCUCACUAAAUCCUUGCUUUACUUCGAAGCCCAACGAUCCGGUCGUCUUCCGUACAACCAACGUGUCACUUGGCGCGACAAUUCAGGACUAAUGGACGGUCUUGAACAAGGGGUGGAUUUAGUAGGUGGAUAUUAUGACGCGGGUGACCACGUCAAGUUUGGUCUCCCAAUGGCAUUCACGGUGACAAUGUUGUCGUGGAGUGUUAUUGAAUACGGUGAAUAUAUUGCCAAUGUAGGCGAGUUAGAGCACGCAAUCGAGGCGAUUAAAUGGGGAACCGAUUAUUUCAUUAAAGCUCACACUAGUCCUCACGUGUUAUGGGCCGAGGUGGGUGAUGGUGACACGGAUCAUUAUUGUUGGCAGAGACCGGAGGACAUGACGACGUCAAGACAAGCGUAUAAGAUUGAUGAGAACCAUCCAGGGUCGGAUCUUGCUGGAGAGACUGCGGCCGCUAUGGCCGCAGCCUCCAUUGUGUUUAAAAAGACUAACCCCCAUUACUCCCAUUUGUUGUUGCAUCAUGCCCAGCAGUUAUUCGAGUUUGGGGACAAUUAUAGAGGCAAAUAUGAUGAAAGCAUGGGAGUGGCAAAGAAUUACUACACAUCAGUUAGUGGCUACAACGACGAACUAUUAUGGGCCGCAAUGUGGUUGCACAAAGCCACCAAUAACCAGCGUUACUUAACUUAUGUGAUCGAUAAUGCACAUUUAUUCGGUGGCGUUGGGUGGUCCAUAACUGAGUUCAGUUGGGAUGUCAAGUUUGCGGGUAUUCAAGUCCUUGCAACUCAGUUGCUUAUUGAUGAAAAGCACAUGAAGCAUAAGCACAUAUUAGAACAAUACCAAUCUAAAGCGGAUUACUACAUUUGUUCAUGUCUAAACAAAAACAACGGUACAAAGCACAACGUUGCUUAUACUCCUGGUGGUCUCAUCUAUAUUCGACAAUGGAACAACAUGCAAUAUGUUUCCUCAGGAGCAUUCUUGACGAUGUUGUACUCAGAUUUACUUACCAAAUCAAACCGAAAAGAGCUCAAAUGCCACGGUGGAGAAGUAACUCCUCAAGAUCUUCUACAAUUCUCAAAAUCUCAAGUGGAUUACAUUUUGGGCUCUAACCCAUUGAAUAUGAGCUACUUAGUGGGCUUUGGCCCAAAAUUUCCUAGCAGAGUACACCAUAGAGGUGCAUCAAUUGUGUCAUAUAGAGAGAACAAAGGGUUCAUUGGGUGCACUCAAGGUUAUGACAAUUGGUAUGGGUCAAGCGACCCUAAUCCCAACAUCGUGGUUGGGGCAUUGGUUGGUGGCCCAAACCAUAACGACGAGUUCACCGAUAAACGGGGAAACUACAUGCAGACUGAAGCAUGUACGUAUAACACAGCACCACUUAUCGGGAUUUUUGCAAAGUUAAGUUAUCUAGAGAAUACUGUUUUACAUGCAUCUUAUUAAGCAAAGGCUUAUACGAUGAAAUCGUGUAUAGUAUUGUCAAUAGUAAGCGAGUUUUUUUGUGGCUUAAAUUUAGAGGCGAAGCUAGCGAGUUUUUUUGUGGCUUAA